CGGGCUGGACCCCGGAGGAGCCCGCGGGCUGGCAGGCUGCGGCUCGGGUGGCUGAGCGGGAGCUGCGCGGCGGGGCUGGUGGGUGGAGGUCGGAGGCGGCCCCGAGCUCCUGAGCAAGCGCAGCGCCGGCGGGAGUGCGAGAAGGGCGGUCGGCGGAGCCCUGAGCGGGGCUGAGGCGCUGAGACGCGGUGGCGCGGCUGCUGGCUGCCGGCUGGAUGGGAAGUUAAUGUUUACGGUGGAGUCCACCCAACGUUUCCAAGAUAGGGACUGGGUCUUGAACUCAGAUGUUUGCAAAUGGUUUAGUGUAUGCCAGGUUCAAACCUGGGUUGCCCACAUGGACAUGACAAAGAAAGGGAGCUAUCCAACUAGACGUAGUGAAGGGAGAGAGAAAGACCAGAGCAACACUCUGGCACAUGUGCCAGGGAUCAAACUCAAGACCUCAUGCAUGUGGCGACAGACAAGGUUGCAGAAAAGCUGAGUUCUACUCUCUCAUGGGUAAAGAACACAGUAUCACAUACAGUCAGUCAGAUGGCCAGUCAGGUGGCAAGUCCAUCUGCCUCAUUACAUACCACCUCCUCAUCGACCACACUGUCAACUCCAGCUCUUUCACCAUCUUCCCCAUCACAGCUGAGUCCAGACGACAUAGAACUGCUGGCUAAACUGGAGGAGCAAAAUAGAUUACUGGAGACGGAUAGUAAGUCUUUAAGAUCUGUAAAUGGAUCAAGAAGAAACAGUGGCUCCUCCCUUGUAUCAAGUUCAUCUGCCUCUAGCAACCUCAGCCACCUUGAAGAAGAUUCUUGGAUUCUUUGGGGAAGGAUUGUUAAUGAAUGGGAAGAUGUGCGCAAGAAGAAGGAAAAGCAAGUUAAGGAACUCGUCCGUAAAGGGAUACCCCACCACUUUAGAGCAAUAGUUUGGCAACUUUUAUGCAGUGCACAAAGUAUGUCAAUUAAAGAUCAGUAUUCAGAACUUCUGAAAAUGACUUCACCGUGUGAAAAACUGAUCCGAAGGGAUAUUGCUAGAACUUACCCUGAACACAAUUUCUUUAAGGAAAAAGAUAGCCUUGGACAGGAGGUCUUGUUUAAUGUUAUGAAGGCAUAUUCUUUAGUGGACCGUGAAGUUGGUUAUUGUCAAGGAAGUGCAUUUAUAGUGGGAUUGUUACUUAUGCAGAUGCCAGAAGAAGAGGCUUUCUGUGUAUUUGUUAAAUUGAUGCAAGACUAUAGACUUCGUGAACUAUUCAAACCAAGUAUGGCAGAAUUGGGACUUUGUAUGUACCAGUUUGAAUGCAUGAUACAGGAGCAUCUUCCAGAGCUCUUUGUACAUUUCCAGUCUCAGAGUUUUCAUACCUCAAUGUAUGCAUCGUCCUGGUUUCUGACUAUCUUUCUUACAACUUUUCCACUUCCAGUUGCAACAAGGAUAUUUGAUAUCUUUAUGUCUGAGGGUUUAGAAAUAGUCUUUCGAGUAGGAUUAGCACUUCUUCAGAUGAAUCAGGCAGAACUGAUGCAACUUGACAUGGAAGGAAUGUUACAACACUUUCAGAAGGCCAUUCCACAUCAGUUUGAUUGUGGACCAGACAAAUUAAUCCAAGCAGCUUACCAAGUCAAAUAUAACUCAAAAAAAAUGAAAAAGCUUGAAAAGGAAUACACUACAAUAAAAACUAAAGAAAUGGAAGAGCAAGUUGAAAUUAAAAGGUUACGCACAGAAAAUAGACUCUUAAAACAGCGCAUUGAAACAUUAGAAAAAGAAAGUGCUUCCUUGGCAGAUAGAUUGAUACAGGGACAAGUGACAAGAGCCCAGGAGGCUGAGGAAAACUACCUCAUAAAACGGGAAUUAGCUACCAUCAAACAGCAGAGUGAUGAGGCCAGUGCUAAACUGGAGCAAGCUGAAAAUACCAUCAGGAAGCUCCAGCACCAACAUCAAUGGCAUAAAUGCAGUUCCAACUACAAUGAAGAUUUUGUGCUACAGUUAGAGAAGGAGUUGGUCCAAGCGCGUUUGAGUGAAGCUGAAUCUCAGUGUGCACUAAAGGAAAUGCAGGAUAAAGUACUGGAUAUUGAGAAGAGAAACAACUCUUUUCCCGAUGAGAAUAACAUUGCAAGGCUUCAGGAAGAACUCAUUGCUGUGAAACUGAGAGAAGCAGAAGCUAUUAUGGGCUUGAAAGAACUUAGACAACAAGUCAAGGACUUAGAGGAACAUUGGCAGCGCCAUUUAGCACGAACUACUGGAAGAUGGAAAGACCCACCUAAGAAAAAUACAGUGAAUGAGUUACAAGAUGAGCUUAUGACCAUUCGGCUCAGAGAAGCUGAAACACAAGCAGAAAUAAGAGAAAUAAAACAAAGAAUGAUGGAAAUGGAAACACAGAACCAGAUCAAUAGUAACCAUCUUCGAAGAGCAGAACAAGAAGUGAUCAGUUUACAGGAGAAGGUGCAAUAUCUUUCUGCACAAAAUAAAGGACUACUUACUCAAUUAAGUGAAGCAAAGCGUAAACAAGCAGAGAUUGAAUGUAAGAACAAAGAAGAAGUGAUGGCUGUGAGACUUCGGGAAGCAGACAGCAUAGCUGCUGUGGCUGAACUGCAGCAGCACAUUGCUGAGCUUGAAAUCCAGAAAGAAGAAGGAAUGCUUCAAGGACAGCUUAAUAAGUCUGAUUCUAACCAGUAUAUUAGGGAACUGAAAGAUCAGAUAGCAGAGCUGAAUCAUGAGCUCAGAUGCCUAAAAGGCCAGAGGGCCUUCUUGGGCCAACCCUCUUUUGAUGGAAUCCACAUUGUCAACCACUUAAUAGGAGAUGAUGAAUCAUUCCAUUCAUCUGAUGAAGAUUUUGUAGAUAAUUCCUUACAGGAAAGUGGCAUUGGAUUUCCAUUGCACAGAAAACCUGGACCCAUGUCUUUGAAUCCCACUGUGGGAGAUGGUAGUGAAAGUGAAACAGAAGACAGUGUGCUAGAGACCAGACAGAAUGAUCAAGUGGCUCAAAAGGAGUGGCCCUCAAGAAGAAAGUCAUAUUCAACCACUGUCUGACCAUCACUGUGACUUCAGCUGAGGAUUUUGUAAGGGAUGUUUGCAUAUGACUGACUAAGGGUUUUUGGAACAUGUCUGUUUCAUAUGUACAUAUAUAGAUAUAUAUAUAUUUUAUGAUCUUACCUGCCUUUUUAUCUUUGCCAAAUCUUCACCACUGACUUACCAUUGCCAUAAAUAGACUGAAAUGUGGUUAAUGGGAAAAAUAAAGAUCUAACAGUAUUACUGAACAUGAAUGUUUCUUGUCUACUAUUGCAAUUAAAUCUAUAGAGAGAACCAUUUUUAAAACUUCAUAAGUAUAGAAAAUUGAAUUUUAUUCAGAUAAAACUGCUCUUGUGCAAUAUUUUAUGCUCAGUGAACAAAUUGUAUAUUUAUGAUUAUCAGUUUGUUUACAGGUUAAACACUUGACUGCAAACAUUUGAUUAAGAAAUACAUCUGAUUUACCUUGUGUUCGGAGAUUUUUUUUUUUCAAUUACAAUUAGUUUGAUUAAUGGGCCAUUGAAAGUUCCCAAAUGCAAAGCCUUUUUUCCUCAUAUAAUUUUAUAAACAUAAAUAUAAUGGUUAUCUGUCUGAGAGUUUUUAAGUUUUGUUUUAGUUUCUUACAUUUAUAUGCAUAUGAUAUUAUCAUGUGUUACCUACCAGAGUAGUGUGCUACUACAAAUGUAGUCUUUGUACAUAUUUAUAAAUGUGCAUCACCCAAUAUUGAACAUCACUUUAUAUUGAAAUAUACAUGUUACAAAAUGACUGCCUUUAGCAUCCUAAUAGGAUUUCUGUAAAUGAUAGAUUAAAGGAAAAUUGAAAAUAAAACCAAACACUUAAUAUUUUGGUAGCUUUAGUAUUUUGCUUAGCAUUCAACACUAGCAGAUAUAUAACUAGUGCUUGUUCAAAAACACUAUUGGUGAAAUCUGAUACUUCAUGUGUCUGUAACUAGAUUGUUUCAUUAAGAAAGUUAUAUUUAUAUAGCACAUAUUAUUCAAUGCUAAUGUUCUACUUAGUAUAAUUUAAGUAAUGAACUAAAGUUCAAGCCAGUUAUAUAUACAAAAAAAAUCUGUUAACAUUAUCCUCAGAUUUUCUAGUUACUAAUAAGUACAUCAAGCCAUAAAAGAUCUUUUUCUACCAAUUCUCCCCCUUCUUUUUAACAUCUAGAGAGUUCUCCUUAGGAAAAUGAAUGUUCAUCUUUGAUAAAUUGAAGAAAACACCUAAGUUACACUUACAAUAUGGAAUGACAACAGAAUAUAUUGACUGAAUGCCUUUUGUUUUCAUUUUUGUCAACAGUCUCUGGAAAAAAUACCCUUGGAUGCUAAUAGGAAGGUAGAAUUCAGAUAUAUGGAAGUGCAGUUUUGUACAAUAUAUUGCAUGGAGAAAAGAAAUUUAUAUUGUGGAAUGGAAUAGAAGAGACAAGACUAGUUUUAUGUUCAAAACCAGGAGUUAAUAAGCCUUAAGGUAUACCAUGGAUUAAACUUAUCCAGCAAGCCCUUCAUAGCUAUUUGUUUGAGAAGCAAGACUGAAAACAUUCCAGCUGUAUUUGUAGUAUCGGGUUAAAUUCAAGUAGGUAAGCAAUGCAUCUGUGGUCACAGUCAGACAUAGCAGAACCAAAAUUUUAAUCCAGAUUUUUUUGACCCUAGAGCACUGAAAAAGAUUUAGUUGUUAUAUUUCUCAAUUUCUUGCUUUCCUGAAAAUUAAUGUGAUUUAAAUGUUUCUGAAUAUACAUAUAAGUAUAAAGAUUUAUAUAGAAACACAUAACUAAUCAACACUCCUAAGUAGUGUAGGUACAUAUGAAUGUUGAUGCUGCCCUUACAAUUGUCUGACUAGAAUUUUUGGAGUUCUCUUUUGGGGUCCAUUACUGUCAGCCUAGAGGCUAUUGAUGUCCCAGGGAAGAGAGAUGAUUCAUGGCAACAAGAUUGCUCUGACCUCCACAUCAAAAAUCCAAAAGAUCUAGACCAGGGGUUAACAGCUACAACCUUUGAGCCAGAUCUAGCUAGGUGUCUAUUAUAUGACCCACAAACUAAGAGUGACUUUUGCAUUUUUUAAAAUAUUUGGUGGGGCCAAAAGAAUCACACUUGGUAUCAAAUAAAGAUCAUAUGAAAUUCAAAUUUCAGUGAUAGUAAAGUUUUAGUGGAAUAUACUCAUGCAUAUCCAUUAUGUCUGGCUGCUUUGGUGCUACAAUGGCAGAGCUGGGCAGUUGCAAAUAGACUGGUUCACAUAGCCUGAAAUGCCUAUAGCAGUAUAAAGGGAAAAAAAAUGCUGACCCUUAAUUUAUAUACUCUAAAAUCUAGGUUUAUUUAUUCACUUGUCUUAGAAGAUUAGCUUAUAUGUUGUUACUAUUGAGCUAGUGAUUUGGGAACUUAAAUUUCCUGGUGGACUUCUAAUCAGAACUAUUCAAAUUGUAAAGUAUUCCAGCUGUUUUAUAUCAAGAAAUAUUUUAUGCCAUACACAAUUUUGGAAGAUUAUGUGUACCAUUCAAAAUGAGGAAAGAAUUCCAGAAUCCCAGAACUUUCUUUAAAGCAUGCAUGACUGACCUCUAGAGUAUUUUUUUAUUAUUAUUAAAUCACUGUUGUAAUUGGCUUUAAAAUAAGAACAUCUUUUUAGAAUCGUGUUUGAACUCCAAACUGUGAAAGAUAUUCUUAGAGAAGUCCCUCUAUACUGUCUCUGGCAAGGAAUUAGAUGUUAGAAGGAUCAUGAUAAGUAAACCUUAAUCUCUAGAUGCUCUUAUAAUUCCAGCAAUGAAAAACUUGAAGCAAUAAUCUUCACAUUAAAGUUCUUUGAUUCAAAUGUGUCAUAGGAGGGUUUUAACUUUCCUGGGAAAAUAAGUCAAAAUGUAGUUUUAUAGAACUUCUACCCUUUUUACUGAUAGAUAUUAAACACUUUGAUGAAUAAUUGAGACAUCAAGUCCCAACUAAGUGGUUGGCAACCGUAGAAGAGAAGAGAAAAAAAUAAUUAAAUAAAAAACUACUUUUUUGUAAUACUGAAAGUGAUGCAGCUUGUUACUCCCCAGAUAGUGCCUUUGAUUGAAAAUAAAGUCUAGACCUUUUCAAGUACUUUAUUUCUGACAUUAUAAGAAAUUAUCUAUUUCCUCAUUCUUUUAUAGGAUGUACUGUAAUUUUUUUUUUUGGUCGCCUAGGCCUUGAUCAUGAAUAAUUCCAUCACUUCUGGACUGCUUUUUUUCUCCACUUUUUAAUUUCUUUAUGGGGGAUUAAUGUGUUACAGAGCACUGUAAUUUUCAAAUCUAAAGUACAUGGAUUGUAUUUUCGUAAUGCCCUCUCAUGGCCAACUUGAUUAUUGUAUAGUACCAGAGAUAAACGGUUAACAUUUUUAUGAGGUCAGUGAUUUACUUUAUUAAGACAAUUAGUUUUAACAUGAAAGUUAUUGCUGUGCUAUCACACAAAGCAUUAAGGUUUUCCAGUUAAUGUUAGUGUAAUUCAUUCUGCUAAAAUUACAUGGUUAGUAGAGUGGAUGGUAUUUGUAAUUCAUUUGUACAUGUCCAUUCAUCUACCUACCCCUUCUUUUCACUCCAGAGGAGAGAUGAUAAAAUAAGAUGAAUAUACUAGAGAGAUGCAAGUUACAAUGUAUAACAUGUUGCUGUCAGAAUUUCUUACUGUAACAUUGUAUGAUAACGACAUGUUUAUUUGUGCCUUUGCUUUAAACAAUUAAAGUUUUUCAUUUUUACAAGAA
This is a messenger RNA of Erinaceus europaeus (western European hedgehog), 6675 nucleotides long. It is a transcript of the gene EVI5, whose product is annotated as ecotropic viral integration site 5. The transcript is spliced from 22 exons. NCBI's taxonomy places the organism in Eukaryota, Metazoa, Chordata, Mammalia, Eulipotyphla, Erinaceidae. Bases 442 to 3006 code for a protein of 854 amino acids. The record is from RefSeq and is a predicted model, not a curated record.